UUCACUCUGCACGGCAUAAGCUCUCCCUCCCUGGUGAUAGUGGAAGCAACUCUGCAGGGCUUUGCUCUGCUCAGCAGACUGCAGAGUUUGCUGCAAAAGCAAAACUGGAAUCUGUCGUUGUACUGCCUACUUACCAUCCAGCAGGCUUGUAUGUCUUCUUGCCUUCUGUUUCUUUCCCCAAACCUAUCUUCUCAAAAGGAAGCUCUAUUCUGCUGCUAGCAAUGCAUCCUAAGAGGUGGCUAUGUUGGUGUAACCCUGCUUUCUGUGUGUGGUUAUUCGUGUUCACAUCUUUGAUUAAAGAUACCACAACCUGCGAAUCAGAGGAACGGUUAUUUCACAAACUCUUCUCCCAGUACAACCAGUUCAUCAGGCCAGUGGAAAAUGUGUCUGAUCCUGUCACAGUGUAUUUCGAAGUGGCCAUUACCCAGCUUACAAAUGUGGAUGAGGUCAAUCAGAUCAUGGAAACAAAUCUGUGGCUAAGACAUAUUUGGAAUGACUACAAAUUGCGAUGGGAUCCCAGAGAAUAUGAUAGCAUUGAAUUUGUUCGGGUGCCAGCAGAUAAAAUUUGGAAACCAGAUAUCGUCUUGUAUAACAAUGCUGUGGGAGAUUUUCAAGUUGAAGGCAAAACCAAAGCCCUCCUUCGCUAUGAUGGGAUGAUCACCUGGACUCCACCAGCUAUUUUUAAAAGCUCCUGUCCUAUGGAUAUUACCUUUUUCCCAUUCGAUCAUCAGAACUGUUCGCUGAAAUUUGGCUCAUGGACCUAUGACAAAGCCAAAAUUGAUCUUCUGAUCAUUGGAUCCAAAGUAGAUAUGAAUGACUUUUGGGAAAAUAGUGAAUGGGAAAUAGUUGAUGCUUCUGGUUACAAACAUGACAUCAAAUAUAACUGCUGUGAAGAGAUCUACACAGACAUAACAUAUUCCUUUUAUAUUCGAAGAUUACCAAUGUUUUACACCAUAAAUCUGAUCAUUCCCUGUCUCUUCAUCUCAUUCCUGACUGUGUUAGUUUUUUACCUGCCAUCUGACUGUGGUGAGAAAGUGACUCUUUGCAUCUCUGUGCUGCUUUCUUUGACUGUAUUUUUACUGGUCAUCACAGAAACAAUCCCAUCCACCUCUUUAGUAAUUCCCCUUGUAGGUGAAUAUUUACUCUUCACUAUGGUAUUUGUGACUCUCUCAAUUGUCAUCACGGUGUUUGUCCUGAAUAUACACUACAGGACUCCAACCACACACGAAAUGCCCAAAUGGGUAAAAACCGUAUUUCUUAGCCUGCUCCCAAAAGUCCUGUUGAUGCAGAGGCCAUUAGAACAGCAGAAAAAAAACAUCUCCAGAAAAAGCAAGAAAGGAUCAGCCAAUAUGUUAGGCAAGUCAAAGCACAACAAACAGAAAGAUACCAAGUUACACAAGGAGCAGCAGUGCCAUCACUGUGAUAAGGCAACUGAACUCACUACCACCAAAAGAAGACAACCGAGCCAUCGGUCCCUGAAGUGGAUGGCAGAGCACAUGGAGUACUCCCCAGAAGUGAAGGAUGUCAUUAGCAGUGUUCAGUUCAUCGCAGAGAACAUGAGGUCUCAAAAUGAAAACAAAGAGGUGGAAGAUGAUUGGAAAUACGUAGCUAUGGUGAUAGACAGAGUAUUUCUCUGGGUGUUUAUAAUCCUUUGUGUGUUUGGGACUGCAGGGCUCUUUAUCCAGCCACUAAUAGCACAUACAUAACUUGACCCACUGCUUUUUAUCCACUUCUGUUCUUGUUUCAUUUCCAAUUCCAAACGGUCUCCUGUAUUUCUCUCCUUUUACACAACCCCUCUGCUUUUCGCCUCCUCAGCACCCAUCCACAGAAGAAAGGACAAAGAGAGGAAAGGGUCCUCUGAGAAAGCAAACAACCCAAAACAUAAUGAGUAGAGGACUCAAAAUGAGAGAUGAGCAUGUGGUCUUUCUAUGGCAGAACACCUGGGAUUUUUAGAGUGCCUGUCUGUCUUUCCCUCAGUGAGAUCAGCAGUAAUAAUCACACUGAGGAUCACAGGAGCAGGUUGAAGUUAUUGAGCUUUUUCCUUGGUUUCAGUACAGGGGGUUAUUAGAACAGUUCAGGCACUUCUGAGUGCAUUGCCCAAAGAAGGCUCUACCUGGCUUCAUUUUUCUCUCCUGAUCAUAGCUCUUCCUCAGGUCCUCAGUUAUUUUGCUUUUCCUCUCUAUCGCUUUCUAACAGCCGGUCUUUGGUAUGGCACUUAGAUGAGGUAUCACAGUCCUACUGACUGGACCAAUGCUAAUUAUUGUGUUCUUGUGUCAGGCAGCCAAAAUAAAAAUAAAAGUACAAUCAAACCAACCCCUUGACGCUGUAACAUUUUCAAUACAAUCUAAAAUAACAGGUCCUCAUCUUCUGCAGUAUAUGUACACAAAUGAGGUUCCCAGACCAACAAAGUACAUGUUUAUGUUUAUGUUUGAAGUCAGACAGGUCUUUAGCAUGUAAUUCUAACUGAAGACAAACCGACUUAGUAUUUUGCACUUCAUGUAGCCUUGCUGACAUCAUUUGAAGCAUCCUAGAGUCACCAAAGAGGAAUAACCUGGAUGCACUAUUGAAAACCAGAAAAGACCCAAACUAUCUGUGGUUGCCAUAUAAAGCAUCCACAUUUGAAUUCUACGUGCUUCUAAGACCUUUAAAAACCUAGUUCAUCUUCCACUGAACUUUGCGUGCAACCAAGGUCCCUUUUACUUCCUGAUACUGAAUACCAAGUCCUUGGUGAGCUCCAGUAGGAUUUCUAAGCCACGUUUCUCUCAUCAGGUUAAGAGUGGUCCCAGACCACAAAUUCUGCUCUGAAAACUCUUCCUUGCUCAGGCCCAGACAUAAGGCCAAAGGAGGAGAGUUUGGCCCUGAGUAGUUACUCAUGACACACAAAAUUGGAUUGACUUUAUUGGGUUGAUCUGAAUUUUCUGGUGUUUUCAAACCUCAAGAUCAGCUCGGAUUGCACACAUCCCAGCAAGAGAAAGCUGGCUAUCAUGAAUCUUAAUGCACCUUGUUCCAAACAGCUAUGCAGCAAUUUUCUUUUUUAUGGCUCCUCAUGAGUCAGUGCUGUGUGUGCAAACCUGUAACGGGAGGGACAGUUCCUUUGCAGCUGAGGUUACUGCUCUGUAACCCAGUUCCAAAUCCUAGUGUGCUUCAUCCUGAGGCACUUUGUGGGUGUGCACCUGAUGCAGUUUCUGUACUAUAUGGCCAGUUUAGCCUCAGGUCCCUUGUCUGUUUCAAUUCCUGUUGGUUUUGUGUGCAAGAAGUCUUCUCUAAAAGGCACCAUUCCAACUAAAGCAAAUGGCUUCAAGAGUAAAAAGCCCUUCUCUCUUAUAGCAGGCCCUAAAUUUAAUUGUACAGUGUCGGUACAGUAUUUUCAGUGUCUGCCAUGCCUCAGUCUCUGCUUUGAACAUCACGAGUCCUUGGAAAGUAUGACUCCCUGUUUCUGAAGUCUCUGACUGGCAUUUUACUCUUUUUUGAUGCUCCAUAAUAAAGAUAAUAGGACUGAAUAAAUGUAUAUGUCACAGAUAAAAGUGGAAUGACAAUAAUGUAACUGUAUUAAUCCUGUAGCUGAAAUAUGUAAAGUCAUUAUUUUCUAGAAGAAAGCCACAUUUUCUAUAUUUGCCAUGAAUAUUGCAUAAUUAUGUAGUGAUAGACAGAUGUGUGAACAUGCAUGGUUUGCUUUGUUAGCCUGUCAAUUAAAUAUCACUGCUGGGAUAUA
Molecule: messenger RNA, 3712 nt
Organism: Columba livia (rock pigeon)
Lineage: Eukaryota; Metazoa; Chordata; Aves; Columbiformes; Columbidae
Gene: CHRNA6
Product: cholinergic receptor nicotinic alpha 6 subunit
Exons: 6
Coding region: 222-1706 (494 amino acids)
Biological process (GO): nervous system process; chemical synaptic transmission; monoatomic ion transmembrane transport
Cellular component (GO): synapse; postsynaptic membrane; neuron projection
Molecular function (GO): transmembrane signaling receptor activity; acetylcholine-gated monoatomic cation-selective channel activity
Source: RefSeq, a predicted model, not a curated record